CAUAAUAAACCCCUGUAGGUGAAAUCAGUGGAUGAGAGACGGUUGAGGAACACGGCCGUAACAAUCUAUUUUUCAGUAUCAAGACGCGUUUCUCAUACAUCUAUAUUUUUUUCUCUCGAGAACUGCCAUUAUUUACGUGGAUAUAAUAUUAUGGUGUGAAGAUGGCCUGACGGCCGGGGACGGAAUGUUAAUCUCACCAACGCUUCUCCAAUAUAUCCGCGUUGACCAGUAUCUCUACUCCUGGGACUUGAACAUGGAUAUCGCCGAUGGAGCGGAAGAUCUUUCCUUGGAUGAGAUUUUAUCGUUGUACAGCCAGCCGAUCAACGAAGAGCAGGCAUGGGCUGUUUGUUACCAAUGUUGCAGAACUUUGGCUCGGAAACACCGCAGGAUAAAUUCCCAGACUUCUGGCUCAUCUGUUUGGGAUUUGCCGAGAAGGAUUGAAGGACCUGGCGAUGUACGGAUUCUGAGAGAUGGAACAGUUCAAUUGCACCACCAAGACCGCACAGAUAAAUACAGACCUCCCAACACGUCCUUAGAGGUGAUUGAAUCUCUGGGAAUCAUGAUCUACAAGGCAUUGGACUACAGUCUGAAGGAGAGCGAGGAGAGAGAACUCAGUCCGCCUCUGGAGCAGCUCAUCGACAUGAUGACCAACAUGGCAGAGAAGGAGAGGGACAGUGACCCCUGCCCUGAUGAAGGUUACGAGGCCACAGAGGAGGAGGAAGACGAGGAAGACCCAAACACUGUCUGUAAUGUAAAAGGAUUCAGAGACAUCAUCAUGCUAUGUACGUCCCACCUGCCCAGCCCCUCUGAUGCCCCUAACCACUACCAGGCUGUGUGUCGGGCGCUCUACGCCGAGACCAGAGAGCUACGCAGCUUCCUGGAGAAGAUCAAGAGUGCCAAAGAGGCUAAGUUCUGGAUGCAGGUGAUGGGUGACCUGCGUAACGGGGUCAAGCUGAAGAAGGUCCAGGAGAGACGGUACAGCCCUCUACCUGUAGAGUUCCAGCUCACACCUUAUGAGAUGCUGAUGGAUGACAUCCGCUUCAAACGAUACAAACUACGGAACGUCAUGCUGAAUGGAGACAUCCCUCCCAGGUUAAAGAAGAGCGCUCAUGAGGUCAUCCUGGACUUCAUCCGCUCCAGACCACCUCUCAACCCUGUUGCUGCCAGGAAGCUGAAGCCCCACCCUGCGCGGCCGCGCAGUCUCCAUGAGCGCCUCCUCGAGGGCAUCAAACAGGAGAGGAAGCUACGGCCUGUAUCACCUGACAUGACCCGGCGCAAUCACCUGGGAGCAGUCAAAAGCAUCAGCACCCCUCAAGAUCUGAACCGCAGCUCAGACCUGUCCACUCCGGAUGCCCUCAGAAAGCACGCCAGCAGCACCCUGGCCCUGUCCGGUCCACCAGCUCACGGGGUGGGAGGGGCUCUUGGUCAGAGGAAGAGGCUCCUGAAGGCACCCACGCUGGCUGAACUCUACAGCUCAGAGUCUGACGAUGAACCCAGUCACAGCUCCUCCAGUUUGUCAGCAUCCCUGUUGGACGGCUUGUCUCCGGGAUCUGUCCUGGGGAAGAACACACCCCCUAGGUUCCUGCCCAUCACCAUGACUCCCCAGCCUGACAGUCGCCCCUCCCCUCAGAGGAGACACUCCAUUGAGAAGGAGCCCCCCACCAGCGUACGACCCUUCACAGCACCCACCAGACAGAGCUCCAAGUCUCUGGAGGACUUCUGCUACCCUGUAGAGUGUCUGGCUCUAACAGUAGAAGAGGUGAUGCACAUCAGACAGGUUCUGGUCAAAGCUGAGCUGGAGAAGUUCCAACAGUACAAAGACGUUUACAACGAACUGAGGAAAGGAAAGCUGUGUUUCUCCUGUCAGACUAAAAGGUUCUCCUUUUUCACCUGGUCCUACACCUGCCAGUUCUGCAAAAGGCCUGUGUGCUCGCAGUGCUGUAAAAAGAUGAGACUUCCCUCUAAGCCGUAUGCCAACCUGCCCGUCUCCUCUCUGGGUCCUACUGCCACUCUACCCAGGGAGGAGGCUGGAGGGACAUUAGCCUUGGACACCCCAGAGAAGCCCUCGUCCAGCCACAGUCUGCGCCGGACUGUCUCCAGGUUAUCUGAACACAACAGCAGUGAGGGGUCUCGUGACAAGCCGGAGCUGGAUCUUCCCAAAGAGCUGACCGACGACUGGUGUACCAUGGAGGUCUGCAUCAACUGUAAGAAGUUCAUCUCUGAGAUAAUCUCCAGCAGCAAGCGCUCUCUAACCCUGGCCACCAAGCGAGCCUGUCUGAAGAGGAAGACCCAGUCCUUCUACUUGUCUUCACCUAACACAGACGAUUACAGACCCUCUGAGAGGACCAUCAACCAGGUUUAGACUACAGACCCUCUGAGAGGACCAUCAACCAGGUUUAGACUACAGACCCUCUGAGAGGACCAUCAACCAGGUUUAGACUACAGACCCUCUGAGAGGACCAUCAACCAGGUUUAGACUACAGAUGCUCUGAGAGGACCAUCAACCAGGUUUAGACUACAGAUGCUCUGAGAGGACCAUCAACCAGAUUUAGUUUUAGGGUUAGACCUCUCGCUCUCUCGUCCGCUCCUUGGGGGACCCUGUUCCUUAGAUAGUGCACUACAUUUGACCAUGGACCCUGGUAGUGCACUACAUCAGAGUUCAUGUUACUGUGUGGAGUAUUUAGCAUGACUCACAGUACUCUGGGCCCUGGCUGUCACAGUACUCUGGGCCCUGGCUGUCACAGUACUCUGGACCCUGGCUGUCACAGUGCUCUGGACCCUGGCUGUCACAGUACUCUGUGGACCCUGGCUGUCACAGUACUCUGGACCCUGGCUGUCACAGUACUCUGUGGACCCUGGCUGUCACAGUACUCUGGACCCUGGCUGUCACAGUGCUCUGGACCCUGGCUGUCACAGUACUCUGGACCCUGGCUGUCACAGUACUCUGUGGACCCUGGCUGUCAUAGUACUCUGGACCCUGGCUGUCACAGUACUCUGGACCCUGGCUGUCACAGUACUCUGGACCCUGGCUGUCACAGUACUCUGGACCCUGGCUGUCACAGUACUCUGGACCCUGGCUGUCACAGUACUCUGGACCCUGGCUGUCACAGUACUCUGGACCCUGGUUCUAGACAGAUGGUCAGUGUGUUAGUAUAUACUACCUACCUGUAAUGGUUCUAGACAGAUGGUCAUU
Messenger RNA from Oncorhynchus gorbuscha (pink salmon), 3193 nucleotides. RefSeq names its product protein spire homolog 1-like. Gene Ontology annotation, biological process: Golgi vesicle transport; actin filament polymerization; cleavage furrow formation. The coding region runs from base 185 to 2362 and encodes 725 amino acids. Lineage: Eukaryota; Metazoa; Chordata; Actinopteri; Salmoniformes; Salmonidae. The transcript is spliced from 16 exons. The record is from RefSeq and is a predicted model, not a curated record. Gene Ontology annotation, molecular function: actin binding. Gene Ontology annotation, cellular component: cell cortex; cytoplasmic vesicle membrane.